This is a messenger RNA of Porites evermanni, 1182 nucleotides long. Lineage: Eukaryota; Metazoa; Cnidaria; Anthozoa; Scleractinia; Poritidae. The record is from the annotation of a GenBank genome assembly.
AUGCCCACGCACUGCUGUGUUCCCGAGUGCACCAAGAAAGGUUGUCGCGAGGAGGAUGGCAGGAAAGUCUCGUUCUUCAAGUUUCCUGAUCAUGUCGGUCGCCGUAAACAGUGGCUUCACGCCAUCAGAAGAGAGGAAGGAAAACAUUUUCUGAUCACGAAGGCAACCAAGGUCUGUUCGAGACAUUUUAGGCCGGAAUAUGAUUUUGUAAAGACCCUCGUUGGCAGAACGGAGCUGCGAGGGAAUGCUGUUCCUUCGAAGUUUGCGUGGACUCGCACCUCUCCCCAGAAACGUAAAGCGCCAGCAGUACGCGAAAGCAUUGAUGAAACAAGCCGAAAUCUUUUUGAAGAAACCGGAACGAAUGACGAGCCAGAAAACUCAGAAAACUGCGAAGAUGAAGGGGAAAAUCGCAUAGAAGAAAGGGAAACUGUGGAAAGCAUCCUGUCUGAAAACUUGAAAAUGGAUGCUGAGACCCAAACCACAGAACCAAAGGAAGGCACUGAGACCUCGCUGACACAACAAAUAGUGGACCUUGAAUCCAAUCUUGAAAGAGCUAAGCGACGUAUUGAAUCUUUGCAAAACCAAGUUUUCACUAUUGAAAGAUUUCAAAGCAGUGAUGCGUCAAUCCAUUUUUAUACUGGAUUUCCAAACUGGAAGGUAUUUAUGUCUGUUUUUAGAUACCUGAAUCCUGGUGAUAUGGGUGAACACAUCACAUACUGGUUGUCUUCAAGGAAAAAUGUAUCGGCCAGCAUUUAUGAGGAGGUGGCAGCUAAUGGAAGCAACAAAGGCAGAAGAAGGUCAUUGAGGCCUAUUGAUGAAUAUUUCCUUGUGAUGUGUAGACUCAGACAAGGCAUUCCUGAGGAGCACUUAAGUCAUCUGUUUGACAUAUCCACUUCAACAGUUAGUCGGAUUUUUAUCAGCUGGAUAAAUUUCAUGUAUUUGAGGCUAGGCCAACUAAACAUUUGGCCAACAAGGCAAGUAAUUAAUGAGACAAUGCCUGAAGAUUUCAAGCAAAAAUAUAGUUCUACAAGAGUUAUUAUCGACUGUACAGAGGUGAGGUGUCAAAUGCCCAGUAGUUUGCAUUUAAAUGGGGCACCACACAACCCUGAAGGGAUUAAUUGGCAUUUCUCCUGGCGGUGCAAUAACCUUCAUCAGCCAGCUGUAUACUGGCAGGAUCUCUGA